Messenger RNA from Entrophospora candida, 201 nucleotides. NCBI's taxonomy places the organism in Eukaryota, Fungi, Glomeromycota, Glomeromycetes, Entrophosporales, Entrophosporaceae. The record is from the annotation of a GenBank genome assembly.
AUGGUAAAUCCGGAUUACACUCAAAUGGAAGAAGGUACAGCGUCAAUAGAACAUCUUGAGUCUAUACAGAUUUAUACAUCAUCUUCAAAUUCAAAUGAUAAUACAUCAUUGUUAUCAAUUCAAACAACGUCCAUUGAAGCUACCAUUAUUCCUUCAUCACCAAUACCAACUCAAAACAGAACUAGAAUCAACAACCAAUAG